AGAAGUUGAGGAUGGAUGCACUUACUUGUCAGAACGAGCUGAAGGCGUGAGAUGAGCAGAAAACUCAACCCUGACCAGUCUUCUCCUGGUGAGAUUCGUUUUCUGGCCACAGCGUUUGGUCCCGCCUCCCGGAAGAGCUACACGCGACAAGGGGCGGGGCUACCGACAACCGCGUCAGGCGAAGGGGCGGGCUUCCGCGCCGUCCGUGUUACAGAUGUAGAACAUGACUUCUUGUGCGACUUCCCAAAGGGAAAAUAAAAUUCUGCGACAAUGGUGUAAAAACAUUACAAACUGUAUUUCAUAUCACUCAUGUACUAGCGUUGCACAUACAUACAAAUAAUAAUCAUAAUAUUAAUAAUAAUAAUUGCACUGUGAUGCAAUAUACACAGAGUUCUAUGCUUUAGGGCAGUGGUUUUCAAAGUCGGGGCCGCCAGGGGGCGCUCGGGGGGGCCGCAAUCAUUUGGUGUGAAAAAUAAAUAAAAGUAUGUUUUCUCUUUCUCACUCUGAGACAACCACACGCACGCACACACACACACACACACACACACACAAUUCCUAAAGUAAUGUAAUGUAAAGAUGUAAGAUGUAAUCUUUAAUAAAAAAAGGGGGAUAUAUUCAGAAGUCUGUAUUUUUAAUGUGUUUUAAAGACACCUUGCAAAAGGGCGGCCUCGGUCAAAUGGUAAUGCCAUUUGGGGGGCCUCGCCCUGGGAAAGUUUGGGAACCCCUGCUUUAGGGAACAACCCUUGUGCUUAGUUUGCUGAUUUUGUGAGGUGUUUAAAUAUCUCGUAUUCCUCUCAGCGACGUCUCAAAUCUGCCCAACUGCGUAAAAGUAGGUGUGUUGGUGUGUUGGUGUGUGUGGACCGUUGACGGUAAAGUGAUGAUUAUAAACACACACCUGCAUGAUGACUCGGGGAUUCUGAGAAACAAACUCACACAUGUGUGUGUGUGUGUGUGUGUGUGUGUUUUUAAAACGCCGCUGAUUCACACACCGACGAGAGAAAGGAGGAGACGCCACGGCACACAGGAGCGUCACCUCCGUGUCAUGGCGACGUCCGUGUCUUCAUCGGGGAGUAAAGAUCUGGGGCUCAGGAGUGCAUCGCUGCUCGGCAAAACGUCGUCGAUCUCCAUCAUGAGUGAGAUAAAAAACUUCACCGUGCCGUGUUUGGAUUUGGACACGUUCCUCUCAGCGAAGGUGAAACUGCGCCAAGAAGGCUUUCUGGAUUCCAACAUGAAGACCUGCUUGGAUUUUGCGAUCCAGACGCUGGAGAAAUUCCCUGCCUCGAAACGCCGUGACGUCUCUCUCACCUUUGAAGGAGAGAGGCAGCUGGUUCGGUUCACUGCAGGAAACCCCGUCCUGCUGUACGUGGUCCGUGUGGGUCAGAACGGUCGGAUCCGUCGUCUCAGAGCCAGCUGGAGCUGAGGAUCGUGUGCGGUGAGCUUCAGAUUACUUACACUACCCAGCAGCCUCAGCGCAGCCUUUUCGUCUGCCCUCGCCGACGAGUGUGCUUCAGCAAAACGCUGAACCUGGAGAAGCUCCUGGAGACCAAAACACGUCUGGAGAGAAGCGGCGAGAUGAAGGAAGGCCUGCUGGCUUGUUUCCAGCACCUGCUGAUCAACUACAGUCAGUUUCAGGAGGAAAACAUCCGCGUCCUCAUCCAGAGUGACGGAGAGCUGGUGGAGCUCGUCUGCGGACGCGACGGAUACCACAGCACGCAGCACUUCGUCUUCACCGACGGACAGAAUCGAGCUCACAGCCACAGGGUUCAGGACAUGGAGCUGUGGGAGUACGAGUGAAGGUCGAGGGGCCAGGAGGACACUCGGGUGGACGGAUGGAUAGAUGGAUAGAUAGAUAGAUAGAUUCAAUAACCGGCAGUUGUGGCGAGGAAACACAAACACGGACACAGGUAGAUUCUGCGACCCCAAACAGACUCCAGAUUCACGAAAGCGUCGUAGUGCAAAGGUCACGGUCAAACGGUAGAGCGAGCGUCACGCCGAACACUCUCUCUCUCCUAGUUGAGACGAUCUUACCUUUACGACGCUUUUGGGAAACUUCCUCCUCCGACACGCAACUGAUCGAGGAGAUGAGUGCGCUACGCCACCGAGUCUCACCAGAACACCACUGAAGCGCACUGGGAACGGAGCCUUGGAGAACGGAGACAUGUCCCGCCGAGCAGAGGGCGUGAAAGAUGGGCGGGGCUAGAGAAGAGCCAGGAUACCGACCUUAUGCUACUAGAUGUUGUUAUAUGACGCAGAUGCAGUACUUCAUAUAAAAUUACUUUCAUCUUUCUACAUGCAUUGCAUAACAAUUCUAUUUGUACAAUCACCUGUAACUUUAUAAACUCUUGUUUAUGAGAAGCAGUAGACAUUCUGUAAAAAACAAAAAAACAACAACAACAACAACAACAACAAACCCAUCAGAAGACUUGUAAAGACAUUUCCAUGUUCAGUGCUGACGAAACGGUUUUUACCCUGAGACUCGAUGAUGUUUUCUUUUGUACGAGCAAAAUAAAUCAAUCACUUAACACAAAGUGUCUUUUCUUCCAGCAGAAAAAGAAAACAGUACAGAGAAGAGAAGAAAGGCAGAACAGGACCAGAGAAUAAAAGAGAAGCGCAGAAGAACGCAGAACAGUACAGUACAGAACAGUACAGUACAGAACAGUACAGAGCAGAGCAGAGACGCAGGGAAUGUUCAGGACAGACCAGAACAGAGAACCAUAAAGUACAGAACAGAGAGACGAGCAGAACGGAGGAAAGACGGAGAGGACCGAGCAGACGAGAGCAGAACAGAAAGUCUGGGUAUUAUUGUGAUCGUGUACCUUUAAGAACGUCCGGGCGGUUCUGCUGUGCAGGAAAUGAAACCGAAAGAGAGGAUAUCCGGCCCUUACGCUGAGGGACACGAACACGUCUAUUCACGGAACCACGACAGGGUUUAGUCGAUGGACCCUGAGUGCUGCACUGAUCAGUGUUUCUGUGCUUUUUAUUUUCUACAGCUUUGUGUGAAGGAACUCGAAGAGCUCUGUCGCUCCUCUACACGAUGUCUGGAGCACCAGAAACCUUUGAUGUGCAUCCUGACACGCAAGGCAUACUGUCAGUGAAACAGAAGCUGAAGGAGAAGGCAUGCAAGGACAACGUCCUCCUCUCCAACCUGGAUAUUUCCGAGCGCAUGUUUAGACACAACCCUCUCGACGAAGCCAUGACCCUGCAGGUCAAAAGUGAAUGUCAGUGUCUGAAAAUCGGCAAAGUCGGCGGCGUGAUUUACACCGUGUCGGCCGAGGACGGUAAAACUCGCAUCGAUUGCUGCGUCUACUGCGACGGCGACGCGGUCGUGGACGCGGACGUCAAGAGCAUCUAUUUCAGCGUGCACUCCUGCCAGAACCAGAUGAGAUCCUGUUUUACAGAAGCCAAAGACGUGGUGGGGUCCAAACAUCAGGCGUUAAAGAUCACGUGCAACAGGUUCUCCAUCACCUUCACCAUCAGAGGCGUACCGGACGAGAUCAAGACGAUCGAAACCAAGUGCCAGUUUAAGCUGCGGUAUAUAACGGCGGAGGGAUUGCUGGAAAGGAAGUGCUGGAUGCAGAAGGAGAAAACGAACCGCCACUUGAUCGCGUGUCUCGAUUUUCUGAUCGAGAAAUAUCUCAACACAUCCGAGUAUCCCGAAUCUAACUGCAGGUUCAUUUUACAGGGAAAUAAAGAAAUGGCAGAAAUCCUUUCAGAGAGUCCAUGCACUCAGCAGUACAUUGUGAUAUGUGAUGAGUAUUCCAAAGUCUCCAUUUAUCCGCCCAAACUGAAGCUGUAGUCCCUGACACGUGUCCAACAAACUGCACAUUUAUGCAAAUUUCCCAAAUAUCAUCUGCAUCUUCAUCCACUGUUCCAUGUUUAUAUAUAUAUAUAUAUAUAUAUAUAUAUAUAUAUAUAUAUAUAUAUAUAAUCACAAUGUCUUUGAUGUCUUUGUCUAGACCAUGCAACUCCUAGUGUUUUCUUACAUCAUAAAUACACAGGUUUCAUGUCCUCUAAUCUCGUGUCUCUGAUGUCGAGCAAGUGUAUGUGUUUAUAUCUCGUUAUACAGUAUAUUAUACACCUACAACCCUCCUUUCAAAUCUGAAUAAACCCUUUGAUUUCA
Ictalurus punctatus (channel catfish) is the source of this 4120-nucleotide messenger RNA. RefSeq lists its product as uncharacterized. The coding region runs from base 3035 to 3796 and encodes 253 amino acids. NCBI's taxonomy places the organism in Eukaryota, Metazoa, Chordata, Actinopteri, Siluriformes, Ictaluridae. The transcript has 4 exons. The record is from RefSeq and is a predicted model, not a curated record.